This is a messenger RNA of Nicrophorus vespilloides, 748 nucleotides long. Its product is annotated as protein lethal(2)essential for life-like. Bases 139 to 666 code for a protein of 175 amino acids. The transcript has a single exon. NCBI's taxonomy places the organism in Eukaryota, Metazoa, Arthropoda, Insecta, Coleoptera, Silphidae. Gene Ontology annotation, biological process: response to heat; protein refolding. The record is from RefSeq and is a predicted model, not a curated record. Gene Ontology annotation, molecular function: protein folding chaperone.
UUUCAAUUUCUUUGCGAAAGAUGUAAGAGGAUUCUAGAAGAUUCGUGACGGCAACGCGGCUUCCGUAUAAAAGCCGCGCUGCUGCUGCAGCUCGCUUCCAUUCGAAGCUGUUAAUAUUCCGAAAGCUGCAGACCGAAGAUGUCCUUCCUACCGUUGAUUCUGCCCAACCCGUACAAUUCAGCGCGCCUGUUGAACCAACAGUUCGGAUUCUCCCUUCAGGAGGAGGAGGAUUAUUUCGCGCCGUUUACCUCGCCUGCAGAGUGGCGAGCUAUGAUGCAACGGUCCGGAAAUUAUCGGCAUUCUGCGACCGACGUCGACGACGAAUCCUCGAUUAACAUGGACAAAGAUAAGUUUCAGGUGAAUCUGGAUGUGCAACAAUUUAAGCCAGAAGAGAUUUCUGUCAAAAUCACAGGGAAGAGUGAGAUUACUGUGGAGGGAAAACACGAUGAGCUGCAGGACGAACACGGAUUCAUCUCCAGGCAUUUCGUGAGGAAGUACAUCGUUCCGCAGGAAUGCAAUAUCGAAGAAGUCAUUUCGCAGCUCUCCUCUGAUGGUGUCUUGUCCAUCACCGCACCAAAGGACAAGUCACCAGACAGCAUCAACAAAGAGAUCACUAUCACUCAGACCGGAAAACCGGCCAUUGAUAUCCUCGAGAAGAAGAUAUGAAAAAGAUUUUCUUCGCUCACGCUGAUUCAACAGCCGUUGAACUGUAAACGUUUCUUUCAAUUGUCUAAGAUAUUAUUUAAUU